Messenger RNA from Pomacea canaliculata, 2867 nucleotides. Its product is annotated as E3 ubiquitin-protein ligase TRIM33-like. The coding region runs from base 810 to 2285 and encodes 491 amino acids. The transcript has 6 exons. NCBI's taxonomy places the organism in Eukaryota, Metazoa, Mollusca, Gastropoda, Architaenioglossa, Ampullariidae. The record is from RefSeq and is a predicted model, not a curated record. Gene Ontology annotation, molecular function: zinc ion binding.
UACAAGCAAGGGGCAGAACAAACGAGGAAGAGAGAAAAAGGAGAAAGAAUGGUGUAUUGGUUGUGAUCACUACAGUUGUUAUCUACCGCAUUAAUACAAACUAGUCAAGGAGUUAUCUCCCUUUCACUCGAACGUCACACUCAACCCAAGUGUAAACCUACUUUACUGUUUAUUUACUUGUUUUAAGGACAUGGACAAUAAUGAGACAAGGGACAUUGAACACUGGACGAGACAUGCAGAGCUUCGGAAUGUGCUAGAUGAUUAUCAUAAGAUUCUAAAGGAACAAACUCCCGAUUUGCAUUUGAAAAUGAAGACCUCACUGAGUGAUGUCGAGACAGGUUUUACCGUCUGGCGAAUCUGAUUCUAGUAAAACAUUGUCUGGUACGAGCCAUAAUAUCAACAAGUCUUGCGAUGAUACACACAGCUAAGCUCUGACACACGGGGUCAACAGCCUUGGGGGCGAGCAGAAGGUCAACGUCUGGUCAACGGUUUUGACGAAUGCUCGAGGCUACGGUGAUGUGGUCAUACACAUAGAAAAACAGCUUCGAAUGCUUGAACAGCUACUUCCACUGCUAAAAGAUAAUGUGCAAUUGCCAAUUGUAGUGUUCUUUUAUUUAAGUAAAGUAAACGUUUGGUUUAUUUGCAAAAGGUGCAUCUUACUUUUAACACAAUAAAUGUGAGAUGACAUCUCUAACAUACAGCAAGAAGUCAGUGGAUAGAAGUUCGUGUGUUGUAUGUACAGAGUAAAGGACUGGAUUCCCGUGAACCGCGAAAGCUAAACGUUUCAUGUCAGUAACUCAGCUACCAUUAUGGCUCAGUCACACGAAAGAGAGUGUGCCGUGUGCACGAAUGACUUCACGACACCAAAGAUUCUACCCUGUGGUCAUCUCCUGUGUCGACAAUGUGUCAUUUCCUGGAAGGAUUCCAAACCUGAUGCCGGGUGUCCGCUGUGUAGAUGUCCUAUAGUAGAGCAGUCAGAUGUAAGUUCGUCCGACACUGUUGACGCCCUGCCGACAGACUUUGUGAUGGAAGCGCUGGUGGAGAGCGCUCGUGUGCUGAGUAAAGAUCACCUUUGUUGUGUGUGUGAGGACGUCAGGGCGGACUUCAUCUGUAUGCAGUGUCAGGUCCUGAUGUGUUCAGCGUGUCUAAAAGUUCAUAAAAAUCUUCCUGCAACCCGCAGUCACGAUGUGGAGAGUGUCAGCACUGUGACACCUGAACGUCUGGCUGCCAGCCGCCCUGCACUGUGUGCUGACCACGGCGACAAACCGGCGGAGUUCUUCUGCCGCGAGCACCGCCUCGCUGUCUGCUCAGCCUGUAAGACUAACAAACACAAAGUAUGUCCAGAAACAAACUAUCUUGACGAUGAAAUACAAUCAGCUCAAAAAUUACUAAAGGACUUGACAAAGAUUUUGGUAGAAGCGGAGCAGAAGCUAGAGCAGGUUAUAGGUCAGGUGACGUCACGUCUACUGGAAGUUGAUGUCAGCGAGCAAGAAGACUUGGCGCAGGUAGACAAGACAUGUGACUGUCUUCACACGCUCGUGGAAGAUUUCCGUAAGAAAUUGAAGGAAAAGACUCGCACGUCACAUCUUAAAAUCAGGAAUCCGUUAUGUGACGUCAAGACUGACCUUAGCAACCGUCUAGGGAAGGUGACGUCACACAAACACAUUGUGACGAGAGCCACGGCAGUGUCACCACGUCCUGCACUGAUACACAUGACACAGGCUCUGACAGACAGGGUCAACAGCCUUGACUUGAGGUCUGACUGGCAACAAGAGGUGUGGGUGAAGCCCGUGUCAAGUGCAGAGAGCUGUAAAAUUGUUGUAAGGUGGAUACAACAAGAGCUACUGAUGUUGGAGAAGCAGUGGACAGAGCCAGAGAUAGAUGCAAAGACACCAGUCCUUGUGUUCCACGACAACUGCGGAACCAACAUUCGUCUGACGAACGGUAACAGGACCGCGGAGAAGAUAGAUCAAAGUGCCUCCUCUAACGGGGUGGUCGUGUCACGUGACUCUAUCGUGUGGAAAGUUUUGUAUGAGGUCAAAGUUGACGAAGUAACAGCAACAGAGGACGCGUUAUUCGUAGGAGUGACAAGAACACCUCCUGAGCGCCUCACUAUGACGAGUUCCUUGAUAGACCUAGGCAUCGUCGGAGUCAAUUGGAUCAGCCACCAGAAAAAGUUUUUAUAUAGGACGAUAGGAAAAGGUCUCAAGAAACUUCAAGUCGGGAGUCGAGUCGGGGUCCUGGUGGACUCGUCAAACGACAUUCACCUCUUCGUCGACGGAUAGGACCAUGGUGUUGUAGCGGAACAUGUCCCACCGCCCUGCUUUGCUGUAUUUAUUAUGCACGGUGCAAUCACGAAGGUGACAGCCCUUCCUACAUCAAAAAGAUCAUGAAGAAUAGAGGAAAACAAGAGAUAGUAAAGCGUGAAUAUAUUUGCCGCCAUCAACCUGGCCAUUGAUACUACCAUUGACUGCUCAUAUGUAUUUGCUUCGUUAACCUGUUUUCUAUUCAAAACAUUAAGAUGACAAGCUCUCUCGUGCCUGAUUCUUAUUUUCAGCUAAAUACACGAAAAAAAAACUUCGAGCAAAGUAAUAUUUUAGUUCAUUUGUAUCAGUUGCCCCCUCUAAUAUAUAUACACACACAAAGAAGAGAAGAGAAACAUCUGAUCAAUAGUAAUGCACACACACAUUCACACGGGCACACACACACAGAUAAAUACACAAAUACAAGAAAACUUUCUGUUUAUUACUCGCACACAGAAGAUUUGAAAUGCAAGUGGAACAGCAAAUACACACUAAAAUUAUAUUAGCACUAAAAUAGAGGAACUCUCUCUCCUUACAUAUCACUUUAUAACAAUACAUUUAAAA